Tuber aestivum (summer truffle) is the source of this 2329-nucleotide messenger RNA. NCBI's taxonomy places the organism in Eukaryota, Fungi, Ascomycota, Pezizomycetes, Pezizales, Tuberaceae. The record is from the annotation of a GenBank genome assembly.
AGCUUUUCCUUAUGUGUUCGCGAGUACAAUACCCUUCCAGCCCUCUUUCCUGGAAAGAACCUCAGCACGGAAAUUUCGCACUACAAAUUUUAUGCUGUGCUGGUCUGCUGUGUUUGUUGCUUCAAAGUGACCUCGCAACUUCCUCCCCGCCGCGUAUCCAUAGCGACCGCAUCUUGGUUUUGGAGCCUCUACAGACUUCGAGUGGAGAAUGGCAAGCGUGGAUUCUGGAAGAACGGUCGAGAUGCACUCGAUGGAGUCACCCUCGGAGCACAGUGGGUCGCUUCCUUCCUCUCGACACGAGGGGCAGAAGGUUAAGGCCCUUGAUUGGGAGGGACCCAACGAUCCAGCAAAUCCGUGGAACUGGCCCGCGUCGAAACGGUGGUAUGGGACCGUUGUGCCCGGGUCUUUGUGUUUUCUUGUGUGAGUGGCUCCUUGAUGUAUGGCUUCUGCUGGAGGCGUGCUAAACCCAUCUCCGAAGAACGUUCGCGUCUUCGGUUUAUGUUCCAGGAGUUUAUGAAGUAGCGGCAAAAUUCGAUGUCUCCAUCACAGUAGCAUUGUUGGGGAUUUCGAUGUAUGUUGUCGGACUUGGGCUAGGGUGGGUUUGUCGAGGCAAAUUGGUGCGGUAUGCGUUGCCUGAUACUAAGAUUUCAUAGGCCAAUGUUUAGCGCCCCAUUAUCGGAGGUCUUUGGAAGGAAGAUGGUGUAUUUUGUCAACCUACCAAUUUUUCUGCUUUUCACCAUGGGCGCUGGCCUGGCGCAGAAUAUCCAGACGUUGGUGAUUUGCAGGAUGUUUUCCGGUAUAUUUGGGGGGCCUGCGGUUGCUGUCUCGGCUGGCUCUUUUGUUGACGUCUGGGAUCUCAAAUCGUCCGGGUCGGCCGUCUCCGUGCAAGCGAUUGCCAGUUUUAUGGGCCCCGCUCUAGGUACUGUCGGCAGUUUUUAUCAACAGACGUUCAUGCAAAAUGUCUAACAUUACUGUAGGUCCCAUUGUCGGCGGAUACUUGGCGGAAAACGAGGGUUGGAGAUGGACCCUUUGGAUCAUCAUAAUUCUUGGAGGCGCAUUGCUGGUCCCAUUGUCCUUUAUGGAGGAGUCCUACAAACCCGUCAUCCUCAAACGCCGAGCACUUGCCCGUGGGGAGGAACUCCCACCUAAACCGGAUCCAAAGGAAGCAUUGAAACUUAUCUUCACGAUCACACUUGCUAGGCCGAUAAUGAUGUUGUUGAAGGAACCGAUUGUUCAGGCUGUUGCACUAUAUUCGGCUUUCGCUUUUGCCGUCCUUUUUGGAUUCUUCGAGGCAUAUCCUGUUGCGUUCCAGAAGGAAUACGGAUUUGCUCUCGGCGAGACGGGGCUAUGCUUUCUGGGAAUUGCCGGCGGUCUCAUAAUUGGGUGCAUAAUCUAUUUGAUCCAGGAUAGGCUCUGUUACGUCCCUGCUCUGAAGAAGCAUAAUGGAUCGCCUCCAGCGGAGGUUAGGCUAGUCUCAGCUAUGAUUGGAAGCUUUCUGAUGCCCAUUGGCUUGUUCUGGUUUGCGUGGACAGCGAGAAAAGAUAUACACUGGAUUUCGCCUGUUCUUGCCGGUGUCCCGUUCGGGAGUGGCCUUGUGCUCAUCUUCGUAAGUCCCUUCCCCCAGAUCUUGGCUCGCAGUGGUCGGAGAGUGGCUAAUGGGGAUGCAGCUCACGGCCAUCAUGUAUAUUUUGGAAGUUUACCCGCCAUUAGUCGCGGCUUCUGCCAUUGCAGCGUUAGGUCUAUUGCGUUAUCUCUUGGCAAUGGCGUUCCCCCUCUUUACCGUUCGAAGUAUGUGGCGCUCAUCUACCCUGCCCAAUUCCUUUGCUAACCACUCGACAGUGUAUGAUAGUCUCGGUAUUGCCUGGGGCACAUCGCUCUUUGGCUUCAUUGCACUGGCGAUGGCACCUAUCCCGUGGGCUUUUCAGCGUUGGGGCCCUCAGAUUAGGGCCAUGUCGAGAUAUAACGCCAUCGUGGAGUAAUGUUUACGAAUGACACUUUUGGGGUGGUGGAUACUGUCUAUAGUUUUUGGGGGAUUUUGAUGCUUUUGCAUAACGGGCCUUAGAACUUCUCUUUCGCGUUAUAUACUUUUUUCCAUUAUUAUUUUUUAUUAUGGGUUUCAUUCGAUACUGGGCUAUUUUGGUCAUUGGGAGUUUUUGGUAUUAUGUAUUUUCCUGGGAUCAAAAAUGGCAUUACGUACCAGGAGGGGGGGGGGGGUAGCGCCCGGCUGUAAAUUCGGCCAUCGGGUUGACAUGCUAAAAGAGGCUUGAUGUGAAGUAGCUGAAUCCCUCGAUAGUUGUGAUAGCACUACAAGUAAAGUUUAAGUAUAGAA